AUGAGGUGCUCCGGGAGUUUGGCCGACCAUUGCCACCAUGUUGCGGAGGUCCUGCAAUGCCUGAGGGAGUUCAACCUGUUCCUGAAAGCAGAGAAAUGUACCUUCCACCAGCCCUCAGUGCAGUUCCUUCGCUACUACAUCGAUCGCAGUAGCAUCCGGAUGGACAAGAGGAAGGUUUCUGCUAUCAAGGACUGGCCCAUUCCCACAACAAUUAAAGAACUUCAGAGAUUCCUUGGAUUUGCCAACUUAUAUCGACGCUUCAUUCAAGGUUACAGUAUCAUUUCCACUCCACUCACAAAUCUCCUGCACAGCAAGCCCAAGUCUCUGUCCUGGACUCCAGCCACCACUCAAGCCUUUGACACUCUAAAGAAAAGCGUUUACCACCGCUCCCCUCCUGGUGCAUCCUGA
Messenger RNA from Megalobrama amblycephala (Wuchang bream), 408 nucleotides. RefSeq lists its product as uncharacterized. The record is from RefSeq and is a predicted model, not a curated record. NCBI's taxonomy places the organism in Eukaryota, Metazoa, Chordata, Actinopteri, Cypriniformes, Xenocyprididae. The coding region runs from base 1 to 408 and encodes 135 amino acids. The transcript has a single exon.